Telopea speciosissima is the source of this 1223-nucleotide messenger RNA. Its product is annotated as heme oxygenase 1, chloroplastic-like. Lineage: Eukaryota; Viridiplantae; Streptophyta; Magnoliopsida; Proteales; Proteaceae. Gene Ontology annotation, biological process: phytochromobilin biosynthetic process; heme oxidation. Bases 192 to 1070 code for a protein of 292 amino acids. The transcript has 4 exons. The record is from RefSeq and is a predicted model, not a curated record. Gene Ontology annotation, molecular function: heme oxygenase (decyclizing) activity.
UUGAACUUUUCUCGGGCUUUCGUCUUGGAGUGCAAGUGAACCAAACUUGCAAUCUAUCUCUCUGGAUUACGUCGGAUUUUACUCUUUCUUUCGUCUUGCUGAGCAAGUGAACUAAACUUGCAAUCCAUCUUUCUGGAUUUCUUCUCUCUCUGGUAUUCCUGUCUCUCAAAGAAGCUUUUAUAAAUUUCACUAUGGCUGCAAUUCCUGUUUCUCAAUCCCAACCCUUUUCGAGUAAAACCCACUUCAGAGCAUCAAAAGUUCAUCCUCCUACCUUGGAAUUCAUUUCUUUCAAGAAUUUCAGUUCCGAUCAGUGGCUGUUGGGAGGGAAGUGCUCUGUUAAUAGAAGUCGUAGACGAGUAGAAAUGUCUUCUAAGAGGGUUGUUGUUUCUGCAACAACGGCAGAGAAGCCGAAGAAAAGAUAUCCGGGCGAAGCGAAAGGAUUUGUGGAAGAAAUGCGAUUUGUAGCGAUGAAACUGCAUACGAAGGAACAAGCCAAAGAAGGCGAGAAGGAAGUUAAAAAGCCAGAGGAACAGUCAGUGAGGAAAUGGGAGCCGACGAUUGAAGGGUAUCUUAGGUUUCUGGUGGACAGUAAAUUGGUUUAUGACACACUCGAGAAGAUUGUCGAGAAAGCGACUUGUCUUUCGUAUGCAGAGUUUAAAAAUACAGGGUUGGAAAGGUCAGGAGCAUUGGCUAAGGAUUUGGAAUGGUUUAGGGAGCAAGGCUACACUAUUCCAGAACCAUCCUCUCCAGGCAUUUCCUAUGCUCGUCAUCUUGAAGAUUUAUCUGAGAAGGAUCCUCAGGCAUUCCUAUGUCACUUCUAUAAUGUUUACUUUGCCCAUACUGCUGGUGGGAGAAUGAUUGGUAGAAAGGUUGCUGAAGAGAUACUUGACAAUAAGGAGUUGGAGUUCUAUAAAUGGGAUGGUGACCUUUCCCAACUGUUGCAAGCUGUGAGGGAGAAGCUCAAUAAAGUUGCUGAAAGCUGGUCUAGAGAAGAGAAGGAUCAUUGUUUGGAGGAAACGGAGAAGUCUUUUGAACGUUCAGGAGAGAUCCUCCGUUUGAUAAUGUCUUGAUAAGUGCAACCUUUCUGCUAUCCUUCUGACCAUAUGGUCGUGCAAGUGUGUUAUAAUUUGUUAUGUUUUAUGGAUUCUUUUCUCAUCUAAUUUAAAUGCUUCUGUAAACAUAACAUUUACUCUUGUGUAUAAGAAAAAAACUCAAUUUUUUCU